Molecule: messenger RNA, 1279 nt
Organism: Camponotus floridanus (Florida carpenter ant)
Lineage: Eukaryota; Metazoa; Arthropoda; Insecta; Hymenoptera; Formicidae
Product: odorant receptor 47a-like
Exons: 9
Coding region: 1-1248 (415 amino acids)
Biological process (GO): sensory perception of smell; detection of chemical stimulus involved in sensory perception of smell
Cellular component (GO): plasma membrane
Molecular function (GO): olfactory receptor activity; odorant binding
Source: RefSeq, a predicted model, not a curated record
AUGGAAUGUCAGGGACUUUUUCGCAGUCAUAUGCAUCUCAACGCUCUCGAAGAGAUGAUCUGCGUGGAAAGUCGGUAUUUUAACAUCAAUCGAAUUCUCUUACUUACGGUUGGCUUAUGGCCUUACGCACAAUCCAAACUCGUUCGAACGCAACUGAUUUUACUCUAUGGCAUUCUGACAAGCUUCAUUGUAUUUCAACUUAUGAUAUUUGUGACUUCAAGAUACACUCUACAAUAUGCCAUCAAAAUUCUUUCUGUCACAUCUUUAUUCAUUUUCUAUAUUAUACAAUACAGCAAACUGUCCUUUAACAUGGAUGUCGUGAAACAUUUAUUUAUCCUACUUCAAUGUACCUAUAACGAGCUAAGGGAUGAAAGUGAAGUUGCCAUUAUAGAAAAAUAUUGGAAUAUUGGAAGACGUUACACUGAAAUGCUUACACUGCUUGCUGCGUCUUGCAUAAUUGCCUUUAUUCUUUCUCCAUUUCUACCGCAAAUUUUCGCCGCUGUGUUGUCUGGGAACGAGUCGCGGCUACACAUUUCGCUACAAAUCGUCACGGACUAUUCUAUUGAUCAAGAAAGAUAUUUUUACUUAAUUAUGUUAUAUACCAAUAUAGCAUUUUGCAUAGGAAUACUAGCAUUGUUAGCGACGGGAACAAUGUGCAUAACGUAUGUUCAACAUAUUUGUGGAAUGUUAAGGAUUGCUAGUUAUCGUAUGGAGAGGAUCAUGAAAGUCGAUACUCGAUCAAUAAGCGCUCCAAAAAGUGCAAAUUUAAUUUACAUGGGUAUUGUGUAUGCUGUGGAUAUGCAUCGCAAAGCUAUAAAGUUUAUAAAAAUUUUUAUUUUCUCGAUUAAUAAAUUUUUGUUCUUCCUUAUAAUGGACGGUUUACUUACAGCAAGUCUCAAUCUUUAUCAAAUUUUUCAGGAAUUGUCAUUUGAAUGUUCUGUCGCAAAAAUUAUACAACAUUCUAUUUUUUUGACAAUCUACUAUAUAUAUACUUUCGUCGCCAACUAUUGUGCGCAACAAAUUAUGGAUCAUAAUAAUCAUAUAUUUGCUACUGUGUACAAUGUUCAAUGGUAUAUAGCUCCCUUACAUAUACAAAAGCUGAUACUAUUUCUGUUACAAAGAGGAACUAAGACUUUUGAAAACCUAGUAAUUAUUGGUGGAUUAUUUAUAGGAUCCUUAGAAGGCUUUGCCACGUUGGUCAGCACGUCAGUUUCGUACUUUACAUUUCUUUAUUCCACGAAACAAUAACAUAUGAUAUCGAUGAACUAAUAUUAUAUAA